[Torrubiella] hemipterigena is the source of this 2897-nucleotide messenger RNA. The record is from the annotation of a GenBank genome assembly. Lineage: Eukaryota; Fungi; Ascomycota; Sordariomycetes; Hypocreales; Clavicipitaceae.
CAGCUCUAAGCAUAGAAACAACCAGUACGCUUUCUACAAUAUGCGGGGAAAGCAUGUAGAUGAUGUAGUAUAUGUUAUGCUGUAACCCCAGUAUUUGUCCCUCUAUUGCCGUAGCAUCACUUGACUAACAGAGAGUAAAAAAUGGCUGCAGUACAGCUAGAAUCGAUUUCGUUUGAACACCAUCCGACGGGUUUCGGUAUUGGCCAUCGGAAGCCUAGAAUUUCGUGGAGAUUCUCCAGCGAUAAUACCAUAAAAAGCUGGAAGCAAGAAUCCUACACUAUCCAGGUCGGUCGACAGAACAACCAAGACCCAGAAGUCUACAAUGUCCAGAGUAAGGACUCUGUUCUAGUACCAUGGCCUAGCAAAGCACUUGAAUCAAGGGAAUCAGCUUGGGUCAAAAUCCAAGCUUAUGGCAAGGGCAUUGAUGCGUCCGGCAAUAGCGUUUCCCAUAGCACGGACUUGUCCAAGGCAGCGACAGUUGAAGCUGCAUUGUUCGAGAAAGGAGAUUGGACAGCGCGCAUGACCGCAGCAGCCACAAAAGCAGACGCGAAAGCACCAAAGCGUCCUAUUCUCUUCCGAAAGGCCUUCUCUAUGGCUCAAACCGGUAGCCAAAUCGGCAAAGCCCGAUUAUACAUCACUGCACAUGGCGUCUACAAGGCAUACUUGAACGGCACACGUAUCGGCUCGGACGAGAUGGCUCCAGGAUGGACUAGUUACAACCAUCGCCUGUUGUACCAGUCUUUUGACGUUACCGAAGCCCUUCGAACGGAUGGUUCCAAUAUCAUGGGCGUGGAAGUCGCCGAAGGCUGGUUCGCCGGCCGACUAGGAUGGGAGCAUCGGCGCUGCUGCUAUGGAGAAAGGCUAGCAUUUUUGGCCCAGCUGGAAGUUCUGUUUGAUAAUGGGAGUACGUUUACGUUGUGCUCAGAUGGGACCUGGAAGUGUUCUCCAAGUCCCAUCACACGAAGCGAAAUCUAUGAUGGGGAGGAUUACGAUUCUCGCCAAGAACAAGUCUGUUGGAUGACAGACGCCGGAUUUAAUGAAGAUGAUUGGAAACCAACAGAAGAGAUAGAAUUCCCGUCAGCGUUGCUCAUUCCUGCAGAUUCUCCGUCGGUCCGAGUCCUCGAAGAAAUAAAGCCAGUCAAGAUUUUCAAGUCACGAUCUGGCAAGGCCUUGGUGGACUUUGGCCAGAAUCUUGUUGGAAAGCUGCAAAUUCGUCUCCCAAACCCAGGAGCAAAACCAGGUCACAUGUUGACAUUUAGUCAUGCCGAAGUGCUCGAACAGGACGAACUGGGCAUCAGGCCGCUACGAGACGCUAAGCCAGUGGACAGUGUCAUUCUCUCAAAGUCUCAACCAGAGAUCUGGUCUCCCAAGUUUACUUUUCACGGCUUCCGCUACGUCCAAGUUGAUGGGUGGCCCACAGAAGACAGUAUGCCCUCAAUAUCUGACAUUACAGCACUUGUUAUGCACAGUGAUAUGGGGCGGACUGGAUGGUUCUCGUGCUCCGAACCAAUGGUAAAUCAACUCCACGAGAAUGUGAUUUGGAGCUUAAAGGGAAACUUCUUUUCUAUCCCAACCGACUGUCCACAGCGAGAUGAGCGACUCGGGUGGACCGGCGAUAUACAAGUCUUUACCCCAUCUGCUAGUUUUUUAUAUAAUGUCAACAGCUUUCUGGGUAGCUGGCUAGACGAUGUCUCGGAUGAGCAGCUAGAGGAAAAGGCAAACGGUGUCCCUGGCCUCGUUGUGCCAAAUAUCUUUGAUAAGCCUAACCCACCUGGUCCCCAGUGUGUUUGGCAUGAUGUCACAGUCCUUACGCCAUGGGAUUUGUAUACUUCUUCCGGAGACGCUGGAUUACUCCGCAGACAAUAUCCAAGUAUGAAGGCCUGGGUUAAUAGAGGUAUCCCGCGGGGUGAGAACGGUCUCUGGGACCAAAACAUCUGGCAGUAUGGUGACUGGCUAGAUCCUUCUGCUCCACCAGAUCAGCCUGGCAAGGGCAGUACUGAUAGCCACUUAAUUGCAGACGCAUACUUGGUGCAUGUCUUGGAGACAAUUUCAAAGGUUUGUUCUGUGCUAGGUGAGGCCGAAGAUGCCAAUCGUUAUUCGGAAGACGCGAGAAGGACCAGGAAGAUGUUCCAAGACGAGUAUACAACCUCUUCCGGACUUAUUGUCGGCGAUACUGCAACGGCGUAUUCGCUAGCAAUAGUGUUUGGGCUUCUUGAUGGAGAGCAGCGUAUCAAAAAGGCGGGAAACCGACUUAGCCACUUAGCAUAUGCGACAGACUACCGCAUUUCGACCGGCUUUGUGGGAACGCCUCUCAUCACACACGCCCUCUCGGCAUCUAGAAACCACCAAGUGGCAUAUCGCAUGCUCCUGGAAAAGUCAUGCCCGUCGUGGCUAUAUCCUAUAACGAUGGGGGCCACCACAGUGUGGGAGCGAUGGGAUAGCAUGCUUCCCGAUGGAUCUAUCAAUCCUGGUUCCAUGACGAGCUUUAACCACUAUGCUCUGGGAUCUGUGGUUAACUGGAUGCACAAGACUGUUGGUGGAAUAAGUCCACUAGAUCCUGGCUGGAAGCGAAUUUUGGUCCAGCCCGUCCCCGGAGGAACGCUGAAAAAUGCAGAGGUCAAGUAUGAAAGCCCAUAUGGACAAGUGGCGGCGGCCUGGAAGAUCGAUGCAGAUGGAAAUUUUAACUUGUCUGUUACUAUCCCCCCGAACUGCAGUGCGGUGGUUGUAUUACCAUCUAAGCAGCAGAAUCACAGCGGGGAGAAUAUUGGCUCUGGAGUGUACAGCUUCUCCUGUCCAUAUGAGCCGGAAGACUGGCCGCCAAAGCCAGAGUUUGAGCGAUCAACAUUUCGUCUAGAGGGUUAAAUAGUGAUUCACAAAUAAACAAUUACUUUUUGGAA